Messenger RNA from Phasianus colchicus (ring-necked pheasant), 1975 nucleotides. RefSeq names its product heat shock transcription factor, X-linked-like. NCBI's taxonomy places the organism in Eukaryota, Metazoa, Chordata, Aves, Galliformes, Phasianidae. The record is from RefSeq and is a predicted model, not a curated record. Gene Ontology annotation, biological process: regulation of DNA-templated transcription. Gene Ontology annotation, molecular function: DNA-binding transcription factor activity; sequence-specific DNA binding.
UGAAAUAAACCAUGGAGGGGUUGCACACUUCCAGUUUACACCAUCAGCAAAGUGCAUUCAGUGUCUUUGUUCAAGUUGGGCCUACAGAGCAGCCUCUGCACCACUGCUGACAUUGCAGAGCAUUGCCUGGGCACACAGCUACUCCAUUGCACAAGUUCUGCUGUGGAAAUCACUCAGCAUUGGCAAGAGGUGGCCACAAACUGGGAAGAGGCUGCUAUUGUCUUCUGUUACCAGUGCUUGGGAAACUGAUUUCCAAGCCCAUCUCCAGAAGCAGAGGUACACUUGGGAGGCCAGCAGGGAGCUACUCACAGGAGCACACAGGAAAGGGCAAGCAAGGCCUCAGUGAGGGAUGAUCUCCUUACAAUACAGCUUUAUUUGACUCUCAACUCAAGUUCAAACAGCAAUGGCUCAGACCAGCAACCAGCAACAAGUGCUACUCAGUGACAUCAGCUCAGGCAGCUCCAGCCAGCCCGGCCUCGGGCAGCACACGUUGGUGUCACUGUGAUGACACAAGGGCACCACAGUGAUGUCUGAGCAUCUCCCACUGGAACACCCAGGCAGUGCCGGUGGAUUUCCCUUGCCAGCAGGCAGGGCGAACACUGGCUCGCUGCACAGAUGGCUGCAUGUGCAACCUUUGGACAAAGCGAGACAGGAGAUAUUGAAAUGGAGUCGUCUGCAGCAGAAACAGCUUCUGCUGCUGGUCCUGAGGAGCUGAUUGAGACUUCAGGCUCCACUUUUACUGACCCUACAGGACACGAUCAAGCACCAGCUGGCCAUGCUGCUGGAACAUCAAUACAGGAAGAACAGGACUCACAGGUGUUUCCAGAAGAAGAGGAAACCAAAGGUUUACCUCGCAGUUUGUCUGAAGAAAGCACUGGCCUAGCCAGGGUCUUCUCAUCCCUUAGCUUCCCACAAAAACUCUGGGUACUGGUGGAAAGUGACCAAGUGAAGAGCAUUCAGUGGGGUCACGGAGGAAACUGCAUUGUAAUCCAGAAAGAAAUGUUCAUGUUGGAAGUUCUGGCAAGGGAAGCACCUGUGAGAGCCUUUGAGAGUACCUGCAUGAAGAGCUUUGUUCGCCAGCUGAACCUGUAUGGCUUCACCAAAGUGCCACGGCACUUGGAAGGAUCUUUCCUUCCUCAAUUUCUGGCCGAGGAAGAAGCAUUUGCUGUCCAUAGGAAGUUACUCCUCUAUUCCAACCCACACUUCAGAAGAGAUUACCCGCAGCUGCUGGGAUACUGCAAACGAAGAGUAGCCCACAAGAGAAGAGACAUGGCUGCCCCUACCCCUGCCCUACAGGAGGCUCUGAAUGAGAGCCCCCAGAGGAGCAGCCCAGAUGCCCGGCCCAUGCAGGGAGUGGCUGCUGGGCCAGAGAUGAGCCUGCAAGCAGCAGAGCAAGAAUGCACGCAGGCAGCAGCACCCAUGGGGCCCCCGCCAGCCAAGCGCCCUAAGAAUAACAACCUCCAAGCUCAAGGAGGUGCUGCUCACAUCCUGCCAGGCCCUGCUGCAGCACCAGCACUGGAACAGUGCCAGGCUCUGCCCUUCCUGCUCCCCUCUUUCACACCUGGCCAUCCUCAGCAGGAGCUCCUGCAGCCCCCAGAAACACCACAGCUGCAGGCUCCCUGGGCCGCCUUGAAUUUCCUUGGCUCCUGCUUUGCAAUGGCCAUGAGGGCAGCAGCCAUGAUGAUGCCACCGGACUGGCAGCCCCGUGCAGCCCCGCACUGCCCAACGUGCACCUGCAGCCAGCACCGGGCAGACGCAGGCCAUGAGACGGCCCCAUAGUGCAGGACCCACUGCAGACAGCGGGACAGAAGCCCUUACUUACAUGUCCCUUACUUACAUGUAGCUCAUAGGUGAUUAGUUGCAGAAAUAACAGCUAUCAGUAAUUAACCUUUUUAGUUCUCAUACCCCUUUGUUUACAUAUUUAACACUUAUCUGGAAAUAAAAUGAUUCAAUAAUAAACCUUUUCAGUUGUCAU